This is a messenger RNA of Saprolegnia diclina VS20, 1622 nucleotides long. RefSeq lists its product as hypothetical. The record is from RefSeq and is a predicted model, not a curated record. Gene Ontology annotation, molecular function: S-adenosylmethionine-dependent methyltransferase activity. The transcript has 3 exons. NCBI's taxonomy places the organism in Eukaryota, Oomycota, Saprolegniomycetes, Saprolegniales, Saprolegniaceae. The coding region runs from base 30 to 1622 and encodes 530 amino acids.
CAAAACCGUUUUACAAGAUUCAUGCGCGAAUGGCUGGCGUGUCGGUCGCCGCGAUUCCCCGGUUGUUCUUGGACGACGUCAGAAACGCCAAGCAUUCAUGGGAUUGGCAAUCAAACGCUAGCAGCAUCGCGUCGUCCGACGACGAAGCCCCUCCGAGUGGUCUGAUAUCCCCACUCGCAUCGACAUCGUCCUUGUCGUCAUUGUCGUCGAAUGACGAUGGUGACUCGGACGUGAGUUCCGUCUUAACUGAUGCCUCGGAGAACGACGUUGCCUCGCUAUGUUCCUCGUCCGUGGGUUCCAUCGAGAGCGACCCGGUACGACCCUUCUUGCACCAUUUCGGCGCCGUCAACGGCGGUUGGGCAUCGGUGUUGGCCGUCCCACGCGUCCUCUACGCACACCAGCUCGUCGACGCCAGCCAACAUGCAGUGCACGCAUUCCCACCCAAGCCAACGCGUCACAAAGACACAAGUGACGACAACGAUGCCGAUGGCCAAGAAUUGCGACCUGUAUUCUGCCUCACGCAGCUGCACCGCUUCGAGCUACCUGCCAUGUCCUCACAAACGACACCCGAGGUCGGCACGCCCUACUUUGCCCCGCACAUAGCAGCUGCGUUUCCGUGCAAGUCCCACAACGAGUGGUACCUUUCCUAUGCCGAUAUCCAGCACCUUCUCGACGUGUACGUUCGACCCCGCGACGCUGUCGUGGAUCUCGGGGCCGGGCGGUCCCAGCUCGCCCGCGAUAUGGUGCUGCACGGCUACCAUAACGUCACGGCCAUCGACAACGACGCGAAAUUGCUGCCGUGUGUGGAGGCGUCGCUCGCGCCAUUCUUGCACGUGGUAUGUAUGGACGCGAUGCAGCUAACGCUGGCGCCGGCGUCGAUCGACGCUGUCCUCGCAAAGGCCUUUUUCGAAAUGCUCUCCGCGUCGGCGCAGUGCGCUGUGCUCACACAAGUGCUGGCCUGUCUUCGCCCGGGCGGUAUCUUGUUUGUCGUCGCGUUCAACAACGACAAUAGCUGGUGGGCAGCACCCGACGUUGCACGUCUCCUCGCACGCGCCGCCGUUUGCAUCGACGACCAGCCCGUCGGUCCGAUCGUCGGCUCGCCCAUGGACCGUUCGCACGCUUGUCGGGCGCGGGUCUGGCGCACACGGGCGUCCAUGGACGACAUUUCGCAUCGCGCAACGUGCGACGCGGCCAGCACACUGGCAGCGCGCUAUGAAUGGCGGCUACGGGCUUUUGAGCGCCAGCUUCAAGCCGAAGAGGCCCUGCACGACGAUGUGCUCUGUGUCGAGCUCCCGCGGAUGAUGGACGAAGACUUUCGGAGCUUGCUCGUUCGGCAGGAAGCGAGGAGCCGGAACAACGACGAUGACAUCGCACGCGCCCAACUAGUGCUCAUGGAGAAGCCCAUUGAUGAGCAUGCGACUUCGUGUGCGAGCCACGCAUCGCCGUCCGCGAGAACCAUCAUUUUAGAGCCGCCAAUGUCAGCUCUGAGAGUGCCAAGUAUUGACAGCAUCCAAGCCACCAGGCCCGACAUGCAAGCCUACCCCGAGGCCGUGAUCGCAACGCCGUCGGGCCUCCACCAGGAGACAGCGAUGCCGUGCACGGCGUUGCCGUCGCACUGGUAA